Molecule: messenger RNA, 984 nt
Organism: Schistocerca serialis cubense
Lineage: Eukaryota; Metazoa; Arthropoda; Insecta; Orthoptera; Acrididae
Exons: 6
Coding region: 109-879 (256 amino acids)
Source: RefSeq, a predicted model, not a curated record
GAUGCAGAUUCAUUCAUUGCACAAAGACAUAAGUCAGCAACUUGUGGAGAACAUGCAGUGUCUGCUAUUGUCAUAGAUGAGGAUGGACAACUCUACGUAUGUCAAUGUAUGGCAGGUUUUGUUGGAAACCCAUACAUUAAGUGUGAACCUGGUGAAGAUAUCAGGGGGCAAAAGGGUAAAGAUGGAGAUUCAUUAAUUGCACAAAGACAUAUGUCUGUGACCUGUGGAGAACAUGCAGUAUCCGCUAUUCUCAUAGACGAGGAAGGACAACCCCCCAGAUGUCAAUGUGUGGAAGGUUUUGUUGGAGACCCACACAUUAAGUGCGAACCUGGUGAAGACAUCUACGGGAAAAAGGAUAAAGAUGCAGAUUCAUUCAUUGCAGCAAGAAGUACAUCUACGAGUUGUGGAGAACACGCAGUGUCUGCUAUUGUCAUAGAGCAGGUUGAACAGCUUAUCAUAUGUCAUUGUAUGGUAGGUUUUGUUGGAGACCCAUACAUUAAGUGCGAACCUGGUGAAGAGGUAUAUGGGAAAAAGGGUAAAGAUGCAGAUUCAUUCAUUGUAGAAGAAUGUGCAUACGUGACUUGUGGAGAAAAUGCAGUGUGUGCUAAUAUCACAGAGGAGGGGGAACUACUCCCCAUAUGUCAAUGUGUGGAAGGUUUUGCUGGAGACCCAUACAUUAAGUGCGAACCUGGUGAAGACAUCUUUGGGCAAAAGUGUACAGACAAUAGCAACUGUGAUGAUAAACAUGCCUGCUAUAGUGGAGAAUGUCAAGAUCCUUGCGUGUUCAGAUGCCUACAAAAUGAAUGUGUUGUGCUAAACCAUGCUGCCAUUUGCUUGGGACUAAGAUACAAAGAAAAACCACUUAAAGUUCUGAGGUAAGCUGAAAGCAGUCAGCAACUUGGACAUUUAGCCAUGUAGUUCAUGAUACAUAUCUAAAUACAUGGCAGAGACUGUGAGUGAUGUUUUUACUACUAAUAAUUUGUU